CUGCACAGACGAUGGUUGUUUGGUUUUCCCCGAGUUCAUUGACUGCUAAAUCAGGAAAUACAAGCCUACAUUCAAUGCGAUCGAUGCCUUCUUGUGAUUUUAGUCGCUCCAGGGUGUUUUAGAAACAUUGAGAGACUUGACGACUCGUUUUAGAAAGAGCCGAGCGAAUGAUUUGAUUCCUCAGGAUGACAAUCGAUAAAGUAGAUAAAUAGAUAAAGUUAGGUGAACGCUCAAGGUUUGUAGGUGAGAGACAUCACACCUUUCAUCAUGCCGAAAACGAAAAGCGACGAGGAAUUUUCUUUCGUCAGUCCCGUGGUGAAAUAUUUGCUUUUUUUCUUCAACAUGAUAUUUUGGGUAAUCGCACUCAUCCUCAUAUCUAUUGGAGUUUAUUCCAGGAUAGUUAAACACGAGACAGCGCUGGCCUGUCUGACGGUGGAUCCUGCUCUGUUACUGAUGAUAGUGGGAAUUAUCAUGUUCUUAAUCACGUUCUGUGGCUGUGUGGGUUCUCUGAGGGAGAAUAUAUGCUUAUUGCAAACAUUUUGCAUCAUCCUGACUAUCAUCUUUCUGCUGCAGCUAGUGGCUGGCAUUCUUGGUUUUGUCUUCUCAGACAAGGCACGUGGCAGAGUAACAGAAAUGGUUGGCAACGCCAUUAAGCAUUACAGGGAUGAUAUGGAUCUUCAAAACCUCAUCGACUACGGGCAAAAACAGUUUAACUGCUGUGGGGGGAUCUCUUACAUGGAUUGGUCUCAGAACAUGUACUUCAAUUGUUCAGAUGAGAACCCGAGCACAGAGCGCUGUUCUGUGCCUUUCUCCUGCUGCCUGAUCUCCAAAGAGGAGACUGUUAUAAAUACCAUGUGUGGUCAUGGAGUGCAGAACAUGGCUUAUGGGAAAGCUGGUGACUUUAUUAACACCAAUGGCUGCAUUGAUAAAGUGGUGAACUGGAUCCACAGUAACCUGUUUCUGUUGGGAGGCAUCGCCCUGGGCCUGGCUAUCCCACAGUUGGUUGGGAUCCUCCUCUCUCAGAUCCUCAUUAAUCAAAUCCAGGAUCAGAUUAAACUACAAAAUUACAACCAACAACAUCGCUCAGACCCCUGGAGCUGAGAAAAAAAACUCAACGUUUUUAUAGAAAGCUUCGGAAUUCAUUGCCGCCUGAAAUGACUGACAUUGCCUGGAUUGUGAAUAAGGAAAAGUGGGUUUAAGAACAGGCAACAAAGACAUGUUUUCAUAUGUAAGGUCUUUUGUAUGAUAUUUUAUAAACCAGAAUAUUUAUAAGAAUACUGUAAGGCAAACUGAAGAUCAAGAGGUCAAUACAAUUAUUUUGGGAUAUUUUAUGAGCACAAAAUGUUUUUUAAAGAGUGUCAUCCUAGCAAAGGAUGGUGUAAAAUGGUUUAACAUGAUAUUUAUUGGUUUUCAAGUAUCAACAUUUUUUAAAACAAUAUUUGUGUUGGUAGAUAUUAUAAACAUCUGAGAUUUAAAAAGAUCCCAAAAAAUGAAAAUUCUUUCUUUGAUUACUCACCCUCAUGUCGUUCCAAACCUGUAAGACCUUCGCUCAUCUUCAAAACACAAAUUAAGAUGUUUUCUGAACCUGCAUAGACAGCAAUGGAACUGACACAUUCAAGGCCCAGAAAGGUAGUAAGGACAUUGUUAAAAUAGUCCAUGUGACAUCAGUGAUUCAACGGUAAUAUUAUGAAGCUACGAAGCUUAUGAAGAAUACUUUUCUUAAUUUGUGUUCUAAAGAUGAACGUAGGUCUUAAGAGUUUGGAAUGACAUUAGGGUGAGUAAUCAAUGUCAGAAUUUAAAUUUUUUGAUAAACUGUCCCUUUAAUUAGAAACAAAAGUAUUUUUAUUCAUUACAUUUUUCCUGAAAAUUCACUUUAACAAGUCUAAACAGUCAAAUGUACUUCUUAACUAUCACAUUAUUUCAUUUCAUAUUAUUAUUUAAGUAUUAACAAAGAAAUAGUCUUACGAAGCACAAAACAUUUAAAGAGUAUUGGUUUUAUAACACAGCUCACUAAUCAACUCACUCCAUUGCAUUUGGCUGCGAUCUUUCUGAACUCAUGACUCCACCAUCAACAAAAUCUGGCCAUAAAAAUCUGCUUAUAGUCUGAACAAACACAACAUGCUUGAUUUGGCCAGAGAUUCAAGUGUUUACUGCCAGUAGUAGGGAGUAAGUGUCCUCCCUAUUUUGACAAUAUCAUGUUCAUUAAGUGGAUCUCAAUGGAUACAAACAAUGCAUUUUACAGUUUCUAUGGUGUUUUAUUUAUCCCUUUUUAUUAAAAAUGUAAAUAAAAUAU
Molecule: messenger RNA, 2293 nt
Organism: Labeo rohita (rohu)
Lineage: Eukaryota; Metazoa; Chordata; Actinopteri; Cypriniformes; Cyprinidae
Gene: tspan33a
Product: tetraspanin 33a
Exons: 8
Coding region: 268-1101 (277 amino acids)
Cellular component (GO): membrane
Source: RefSeq, a predicted model, not a curated record